This is a messenger RNA of Microcebus murinus (gray mouse lemur), 1997 nucleotides long. Lineage: Eukaryota; Metazoa; Chordata; Mammalia; Primates; Cheirogaleidae. The record is from RefSeq and is a predicted model, not a curated record.
UGAGCCUGUCACCAUGACCGCCACACCUGGGCAGGCCCUGGGCACCCUCCUGCCCACCCUUCUGCUGGGACUCACAGCUGGGCAGCCCUUCAUCUCUCUGACGGGCCCGUCUCAGAGGACAACCCCUGGAGAUUCGGUGCUUUUCAACUGUACUGCCGGCCCCUUCGGCUCCCAGGACUUCAACGUCACCUGGUUGAAGGACAGCUAUGAACUCCCAGCCUCAGCUCAGCACCCGGUGACUGAUGAGCAAGGCAAUUUCUCCAUCACCAGCAAGGCAUGGGUGACACUGGCCCAACAAGACGUCUCAGCCAAGGUCGCCUGCAACGUCACCCACAGGACCCUGAAGGAUCCCCUACAAGCGACCAUGAAUCUCUCCCAAGUGCUCCGAGUGAUCCCCACUGUGAGGAUCACCACCCAGGCCUCUGGGACGCACGUCCGCGUGCAAGAGAGAGUGAACCUCACCUGCCACGCCAGCCACUUCUACCCCGCCUCCCACCUGCAUCUCACCUGGAUGGAGAACGGGCACACGAUCCAGACCGUGAAAUCCCCCCGGGUCACUGGAAACCCCGACGGGACGUACUCGCUGGAGCACACGCGGCAGGCGGAGGCCACGCUGGAGGGGAGCGAGUUUGCCUGCUGGAUCGUCCAGGACGAGCAGCCCCCAGUCAAGGCCAACGUCACCCUGCGAGCUCAGACGCCCAGGCGCGUGCAAGGCAGGCGCCCCCACCCUUACAGCUUGCAAGGCCCCCCGCAGCGAUCUGAGCCCGGCACCAGCAUCCGACUGACCUACACAACGUCCGGGUUCUCCACACGUCACGUGACUGUGACCUGGCUUAAAAACAAGCACGAGCUCCCCAAGUCCCAGACCAGCGUCCGCCAUAGUGGACACACCUACAAUGUGACAAGUAGUGUGCUGGUCCCGCUGAAGAAUGAGGAUGUGUCCUCCUACGUUGUGUGCCUCGUCGAGCACAAUUCAACACUGUUUUUCCAGAAAACCAUCAGCCUGGACCAGUACCUCCGUGUUCCCCCUGCAGUGACAGUGUCCCAGUCUUCCACCUCCUCCAGCUUGGUGCUGGCUACCUGCCACGUGCAGAGAUUCUAUCCACAGAGUGUGCAGCUCAUCUGGCUGGAGGACUGCCAUAUGCUCAAAGGAACUGAGCAACCCACAUCCAAGAAGAAUGACGAUGGUUCCUACACCCUGGAAGCCUUGCUGCUGGUGAACGCGUCGGUGCAGGGGGCCGAGCGGGUGCUCACCUGCGUGGUGCAGCAGGAGACGCAGCCUCCCAUCCGGGCCAGCCUCAUACUGUCCACGGCAGCCCAUGCCACAUAUAAGUCCGUUGGGAGCCCAGGUCCAGAGAUGCCUGCCCUUAUCUUUGUGGCUUUCCUCCUGGGCCUCAAGGUGCUGCUAGUGUUAAGUACCACAGUGACCUACAUCUACAGGAAGUAGAACCUGUUACAGCUCCUGCAUGCUCUGUGACGUUGCCUCGGCCCUCUCCAGGGGGCUCCUCGCCAAAGGGCUCAAGUAGGGUGAAGAGGCUGCAAAGACCUGGAGGUCACUCAGGACCCCUGCCCUUCACUCUGUCACUGCCACCCCACGGCAGGCACAGCGUCCUCCGCACACCCCCCUCACGUCCCUUCCGUCGGAGCUUUGGAACUGAGUCAGGGAUGGACUUUGGUUACGCAGGAUGCAAGGAUGUCUCGACCCUGAUAUACAGAGCUGCAAAUCGGCCCUGCCUCCACCCAAGACAGAAUCAAGCGGGUCAAGAAAGGAAGUUUCCAUCCUGCUCUUGAUCAUUAAUACUCCUUAAUUUUCAGAGCAGUUUUUACCUUAUUCAGGGCUUUUGCAAGCCUGAUUUCAUUUUAACACAUACAUUUUGAAAUCGCCAGUAAGUUGAGUAAGCAUUUUUUUUCUUCUGAAAUGGAUUCAAAAGAAUAUUAAAAAAUCCACGGAUCUACCCUCCUAUCUUUGCAAAAUGGUAACAUUUUGCUAUUAUGUU